This is a messenger RNA of Trichogramma pretiosum, 1562 nucleotides long. Its product is annotated as protein roadkill-like. Gene Ontology annotation, molecular function: ubiquitin protein ligase binding. Gene Ontology annotation, biological process: proteasome-mediated ubiquitin-dependent protein catabolic process; regulation of proteolysis. NCBI's taxonomy places the organism in Eukaryota, Metazoa, Arthropoda, Insecta, Hymenoptera, Trichogrammatidae. The transcript is spliced from 2 exons. Gene Ontology annotation, cellular component: cytoplasm. Bases 155 to 1102 code for a protein of 315 amino acids. The record is from RefSeq and is a predicted model, not a curated record.
GUGACCCCCUUUUCUCGCUCGCGGCUCGCCUUACUUUUCGACGUGAUUGAAAACGGCUUGUGAAACGAGUGGGUCUUAUUCAUAGUAUUGAUGACUAUUGUUAAAACUUUUCUCAAAAUAUUUAAUAUUGAAUCGAAUCCAUCAUAAGUGCAAAAUGUCAAAACAAAUAGAAGCCAGCUCUGAAUUGAAUGUGGAUCAGUGCACUUUUACGUGGACAAUCAGUGAUUAUAGUUCAAUUGUUAAAGUGCCAGGUUAUUAUUUGUGGUCACCCCAAUUUAACUUCGGCAAUGAUGUUAACAAAACAUUUUCCUUGAUAUUAUACCCAGGAGGGUAUGACGAAAGUUGCAAGGAAUUUAUAUCAUUAUUCUUGAGUCGUUCACUUUGUGGAUUGAGUAUCCAAACGCGAGAAUUUUGUACGAAAUUCAAUGGUACAAUUAACCAUUGUGGUUCUGCAAAGUUUUUAAGAAAAAACAAUUAUCAUAUUAACAACUGCAUGAUUAUCCGCUGUCAGUUAUUAAUUACUGAAGAUACAUCAAUUUACUCAAAUUUCAGUAUUGAUAAACAUGAAAUUACUGAUAAACUGCAAUUGGACUCAUUGUUUCUUAGUGAAGAGUUCAGUGAUAUUAAAUUAGAAAUUGACAAUGAAGAAGAUAUCCCAGCACACAAAUAUAUACUUGCAGUGGCUAGUCCAGUAUUUAGGGCCAUGUUUACUCAUGAUAUGUUGGAAAACAAAAACAAUUCUGUUCAGAUAAUUGACACUCCUCGAAAUAUUCUAGUUGAAAUGUUGCGAUACAUCUACACAGGUGAAAUUGAAACAACAGAACCAGAUACUAUUCUUCAACUUCUACCAGUGGCUGACAAAUAUCAAAUUAACAAUUUGAAAAUCAAGUGUGGAAAAAUAUUAUGUGCUAAUUUAUCCAAGAAAAAUGCAAUUGAUUUUCUAGUAGCGUCUUAUAAAUAUAAUGUAAAGUAUUUAAAAGAAGAAGUUACCAACUAUGUAAUAGCUGACAUAUCAUCAUUUAUUAAUACUGAAGAGAUGAAGAAUAUGGAUGAUUCUAUUAUAUUUAUAAACUUAAUACAAUCAAUGAUAAAAUCCAAAUAAAAUAUUUCGCAGUUUUUCUCAGGAUAGUUUACAAUAGUUUGAUGAAGUAAUUAUGUUUCUUGUAACUUAAUUAAUUUUAAUGUGUCACUCAUAUGAAAUUAUAAUUUUUUUCAACUACAUUUUAUUUACUUUUAAAAAUUAGCUUGGAAGUUAAAAAAAGUUUAAAUUUGAUAUCUUUAUUGAAAUUUACAUUACAUCUUAACUAUAAUCUUUAAACCCUUGUCACUUUUGUUAAAAAGCUUAUGUUCCAUAUUUACAAAAAGCAAUUGAUAGUGAUACAGUAAGUGUUUCAUAAUGAUAAUCAUUGGAUGUUAAAUAGUUUUAUGUCCAACAUGAAACUAAAAUUUUGCUAUAAGCUUGAAAUCAGUUACACAAUUUUGUAGUUAGAUCAUUGUAUAAACUAUUUCAAAUUUAUGAUUUAAUUGAAUUGACUAGUUUUUUUACACAAAAUGUAAUUAAU